Betta splendens (Siamese fighting fish) is the source of this 1337-nucleotide messenger RNA. Its product is annotated as protein FAM181A-like. The record is from RefSeq and is a predicted model, not a curated record. Lineage: Eukaryota; Metazoa; Chordata; Actinopteri; Anabantiformes; Osphronemidae. The coding region runs from base 310 to 1074 and encodes 254 amino acids. The transcript is spliced from 2 exons.
AUGACAACAAUUUGCAAUGGUGAAGAAUUCGAUACCAGGGCGCUUGCAGUGUGAUUGGGGUGCAUUGUGAGGGGCCUGGGGUCGCUGAUUGGUUCAAGGAAAGCACCAUAACUACAAGGAGUUUAUAUUCAUUCAACUUGUGCGCUGCUGCCGCAGCCUGGAGAGGAAUCUGCGCUUGGGCAGACGCGUGGAGAGCGUCAGGACUUCUCCAUCGGCGGCUCUCUUUAAUUCAAUGUGCUGAGUACUGUUUAAUGAUGGACUGCGGUUUCCACGGGAUGAUGGACUGACUCGACCGGUGCCUCGACCAACAUGGCGAAUGCAGACAGCGAGGUUAAAACGCUGCUGAAUUUCGUGAACCUGGCGUCCAGCGACAUCAAGGCUGCGCUGGACAAGUCGGCCCCGUGCAGGCGCUCCGUGGACCACAGGAAGUACCUGCAGAAGCAGCUGAAGCGCUUCUCCCAGAAGUACUCCAGGGGACCGCGGUGCCACGCCGGCAGGGCGGAGUGUGGGCACGCCAAACCAGCGGGGAGCCUCCACGCGAGCCUGAAGGUCGCGGAAAAGCCCGGCUCCGUGGAGAACGUGGGGAGCGCGGUGGAGCAGGUGCCCAUGAGGAAACGCCAGCUGCCAGCCUCAUUUUGGGAGGAACCCAAAUUGGCCCAUGCUAAGAAGGAACACUCGCAUUUAGGCCCCAGAAAGAACCCGGCGGUGACAUCCGAGGGGGAGGAAAGCGAGAAGAGGAGAAGGCGUUUUGACGAGGACGCAAAGCUCGCGCUCUCUGCGUCCGCACGGCGCAGCUCUGCGGACAAGGACACCGGGAAAUUGGACCUGAGCGCCCACCGCUCCGUGAGUGUGUGCGGCUGCUGCCCCUUCCAGUACCACGGACACCAGGUCCUGCACAGUCACAUCAUCGUCCCGCAUCCGCCUUUGGGGCAGUGGAGCAAAGCAGUGGGCAACGAGCCGGAGAGGCCCGAGCAUCCCUACGGACAGAAGCUCCACGCACACGUAGUGGUCAAACCCAUACCGACCAAACCCGCCGUCCAGUCUCCGAUCUUCAGUGUCUUUGGUUUCAUUUAAUUACUCCUGAAGGACUUACUUGCACGUGCAGAAUAACAUCAGCUUCGCUGUCUGACGCCACCAAGGACCCGCAAUUAAAAGGUUUUAACUGUUCUUUUUUAGGUAGCAGAAGUCAUGCAAAUGAGUGAAAACAUCCUGUUUUAGUUUCCUCUUUCAACUGUGAGAAUAGAAUGUGGGACACAGAUGUCGAAGUGAUGAUUGAAAGGCACAUUUGAAGCAAUGGGUUUUAUUUUUAAAUAAAGGAUUCAGCUUCCCUUGAGGAA